CGUAAACUGAUAAGAAUUGUAACGCAAGGCACGCAGUGUGAUAAAACAAAGAACUAGCCAAUUGAUUUCAGCAGAAAGCAGAGAAAUUCGAAAUAAAACUUUACAUUCCAAUAAACGAAAUGUCCUCAAAGGUUAAGAUUGGCAUCAUCGGUGGAUCCGGGUUGGACGACAGCCAGAUUAUUGAGAAUCGCACCGAGCGCGUGGUAAACACACACUUUGGCAUUCCCUCCGAUGUUCUUAUCGAAGGAAAAAUUGCCGGUGUGGAUUGCGUUCUGCUGGCGCGCCACGGUAGAAAUCAUUCGAUUAUGCCAUCGAACGUCAACUAUCGGGCCAACAUUUGGGCACUGAAAACGCUUGGCUGUACGCAUGUGAUUGUAUCGACGGCUACCGGUUCGUUAAAGGAAGAAAUACAUCCCGGCGAUAUUGUCAUUCCGGACAAUUUUAUCGACCGUACAACGAAACGUGUGCAAACGUUUUACGAUGGUAAUGAGUUGCUGUCGGGCGUCUGUCACAUUCCGAUGGAACCGGCAUUUUGUAAUCGCACGCGAGACGUUCUCAUCGAAACGGCUCGAGGUAUCGGUCUUGCAGUACACGAGAAGGGCACGGUCGUUACAAUCGAGGGUCCCCGUUUUUCUAGUAAAGCGGAAAGCAAUCUUUUCCGCCAGUGGGGUGCCGAUCUUGUAAACAUGACUCUGGUACCAGAGGUAGUACUGGCGAAGGAGGCUGGCCUCUGCUAUGCUGCCAUUGCUAUGGCAACCGAUUACGAUUGCUGGAGAGAGACGGGUGAGGAUGUGAAUGUGGCAGAUGUGUUGGCAACGUUCAAGAAGAACGUUACCAAGGUAACUGAUCUGAUUAUCAACGCUAUACCGAAGGUAGCCGCCCUGGAUUGGUCGGAUACGAUUGAAGAGCUGGGGAAGACAGUUAAUACCAGUAUUAUGCUUCCUCAUUCUAACUAAAUGCUCAAAAAGCACACUUUACCAAAUAUAUGCACAAAAGCGAACAACACUAUCGCGAUCCGAACACUCAGUCGUCAGUCUAUCCGGGAGAUACUGAUCGCCUCGCCGUCGGUACGAAAAGAUGGAUGUUAAUGGGGUAAACCAAUCAUAUGCCUAGUCAAUUGCAAUCUUUUUCUGCCAUAAGUGGACCGAUGCAAAGGGAGGGCCCUCAGUGACAGCCGUGCUUACCUUCAAAAGCAAUACUAUCCCAUGUUCAGCACAAAUAAUGAUAAAUAUCUUUCCACACCGAAAAAUGGAAGUCGUUUGUCCCUGUGUAAUUUUUCGAAUAAUAAACCAUUUGUAAAGGCAUUACCUUUUAUUGAC
Molecule: messenger RNA, 1319 nt
Organism: Anopheles moucheti
Lineage: Eukaryota; Metazoa; Arthropoda; Insecta; Diptera; Culicidae
Product: S-methyl-5'-thioadenosine phosphorylase
Exons: 2
Coding region: 120-956 (278 amino acids)
Biological process (GO): nucleoside metabolic process
Cellular component (GO): cytosol
Molecular function (GO): S-methyl-5-thioadenosine phosphorylase activity
Source: RefSeq, a predicted model, not a curated record